AUGGUUUCGAUAUGCAAAAGGCAAUGUUUCUUUGCAUUCAUUCUCAUUUUGGGACUGUGGGCUUUUGAAGUAGCUUCUCGGGAGCUCCAAGAAUCGUCCAUGUCUGCCAGGCAUGAGCAAUGGAUGGCCACAUAUGGAAAGGUCUAUGUAGAUGCUGCAGAGAAAGAAAGACGGUUCAAGAUAUUCAAAGACAACGUUGAAUACAUAGAAUCAUUCAAUACUGCUGGAAACAAACCAUAUAAGCUAAGUGUUAAUAAAUUUGCAGACCAAACCAAUGAAGAGUUCAAGGGUGCUCGUAAUGGUUAUCGGAGGCCAUUUCAGACAAGACCAAUGAAAGCUACAUCAUUUAAGUAUGAAAAUGUUACUGCUGUUCCUGCUACCAUGGACUGGAGAAAGAAAGGUGCUGUUACUCCUAUCAAGGAUCAAGGCCAGUGUGGCAGUUGCUGGGCCUUUUCUACUGUGGCAGCUACUGAGGGGAUCAAUCAACUAACCACAGGUAAAUUGGUCUCCCUAUCCGAGCAAGAGCUUGUAGAUUGUGACACCCAAGGUGAGGAUCAGGGCUGUGAGGGUGGUCUCAUGGAAGAUGGUUUUGAAUUCAUAAUCAAGAACCAUGGCAUCACAACUGAAGCUAAUUACCCCUACCAGGCAGCUGAUGGGACUUGCAACUCAAAAAAGCAGGCAUCUCAUAUAGCCAAAAUAACUGGCUAUGAAAGUGUUCCUGCUAACAGUGAGGCAGAAUUGUUAAAGGCUGUGGCCAAUCAGCCAAUUUCUGUUUCCAUUGACGCAGGAGGGUCUGACUUUCAAUUCUAUUCAAGUGGUGUUUUCACAGGAGAGUGUGGAACAGAGUUGGACCACGGUGUUACAGCAGUUGGUUAUGGCGAAACCAGUGAUGGUACCAAAUAUUGGCUUGUCAAGAAUUCAUGGGGCACUAGCUGGGGUGAGGAAGGAUACAUAAGGAUGCAGAGAGACAUAGAUGCCGAAGAAGGUCUCUGUGGCAUAGCAAUGGACUCUUCUUAUCCAACUGCCUAAAUAUAUAGCCCACGGUCCAGAUCUGUGGCACAGUUCUUGUGAAAAUGCUUGUUCUCUAUCGUGUAAAAAUGCUCUGUAAGAACUCUCUGUAAAUCAUGAACUUCAAGCAAUGGAAUAUUUCUACAAAUA
Populus nigra (black poplar) is the source of this 1158-nucleotide messenger RNA. Its product is annotated as senescence-specific cysteine protease SAG39-like. Gene Ontology annotation, cellular component: lysosome. Lineage: Eukaryota; Viridiplantae; Streptophyta; Magnoliopsida; Malpighiales; Salicaceae. The record is from RefSeq and is a predicted model, not a curated record. The transcript is spliced from 2 exons. Gene Ontology annotation, molecular function: cysteine-type endopeptidase activity. Bases 1 to 1029 code for a protein of 342 amino acids.